CUUAUCAAAUAUAAAAAUAAACCAAAAACACAAAACACAAAAACAUCUUCAACCAGCUUUUUUCUUUCCUCUUCCUCUUAUUGAUCCUGGUUUCGAAAUACGACGAGAUUUAGAGAUGCUAGUGUUUAUCCCAUAUUCGGCCAACUCACUAGCCGAUAAUUUUAAUAAACUAGAAGCAGUUACAAUACCACCAUUUGGAAUUCCACCUCGAGGCCCAUUUUCUAUGAAGUUUGGGGGCUUAAAAGAAGAAUUUGUCUCAACAACUGGUGUUUUGUAAUUUUUUAACACGCUGCAUCUUUCAAUAUUACUC
This is a messenger RNA of Ascoidea rubescens DSM 1968, 310 nucleotides long. RefSeq lists its product as uncharacterized. Bases 116 to 277 code for a protein of 53 amino acids. The record is from RefSeq and is a predicted model, not a curated record. The transcript has a single exon. NCBI's taxonomy places the organism in Eukaryota, Fungi, Ascomycota, Saccharomycetes, Ascoideales, Ascoideaceae.